UUGCCACUCGUCGCCGUCAACAGCCCAGUCCAUUCCAUCCAUCACCUCUCCUCCGAGGCGGGCGACUGAAUCCAUCCAUCGCUAUCAGAGGUUGACGCACGCCGCGACGCUUAUCGGCAAGGGGAACAAUAACCCCGCUGUUGUGGCUCUUGCUUUCAACGUUUUCCACUCCGCCUCUUGAGUGUGACUCCGCAAACUCCGCCACCUCUUCCACUGCGUCACUGCCACUCACCACCAUCCUCCUCAGAACGCCGACGCCGUUGUUUGUCUCGGGCACCAGACCUCCACCUUGAGCGUCCACCAUGGAUGCACUCGACACUCACUCGCAACACCAAGACCAUGGCUCGGACGAGAACGCUCUCGCUGCUGCCCAGGCCGCUCAGGCAGCUGCCAUCCAUCUCGACCUGAACGCCCUCCAGGCCGAACCUCAUCAGCAUGACUUCGAGCACCACCACCUCCAGCAGCCAGACUUCAAGAGCGAUGGCACUCCCCACACCGACGUCGAUGUCCACGGCCUCGACAUCCCCGUUGAGGGGCAGGAUGACAUGUCCCUCGCUGUUCAGGAUGCUCACUUGAGCCUCGCUCUCGAACAACACACCCCACACCAUGUCGAGACUCCUCGGGCCAGUCCAUACAACCGUCCUCCCUCGAUUCGCAAAGCAUGUGAUUUAUGUCACCAAGCCAAGCAGAAGUGCUCCGGUGACCGUCCCAGCUGCACUCGUUGUGCCCAGGGUGGUUGGACCUGUAACUAUGCUCCCCGUCAGCGCCGGAGGACUGUCCCCAAGGACCAGAAGCAGAAUCUCAACCUCGACGCCCGAGGCGGCAAUCCCUACUCGAUGUUGGGCAAGAAGCGCAAGCUGCAGCGUGACGGCAUGGGUAUGGGCGACCCCAUGGACGUGAGAAUCGCCAUGGGCAUGGCCUUGGACUUUGGAUUGGAGCAGGAGGACGAGGACGAGGCCUUGUUGACGCUUACCGAGGACCAGAUGAUUGACUCGAUCGCCGUCGACGGCUACCUCGACGACCUUCCUCUGCAGACUUUCGUCAACAAUCUUCCCUUCAACCAGCCACAGUCAACAGCCGCUACAACAUUCACCUCGAGCGACUUUCCCGAUGCCAACGACGCAUCGUACUCGUCCGAGAUGGACCAGCACACGACCUCUGCGCUUCGUGACGCCAUCUUCUCGCUCAACGAGUCGUCAAACGCAGGUGUUCAGAAUGAUGGUCCGGUUGAAGGCCAGGACGGCACCGACCAGCAGGGCAUGGAGAAUCUCGAUGGCCAAGGCCUCGACCCCCAUCUUGCGUUGCUGGAUCUCUCCCACGCCAUGCCCGUCGAGGACGGCAAUAACACGAGCACAGACGGCACUGGCGAGCUGAACCUCGGUAGUCUGGGCGCGCAGUACGGCUCGGGGUGUCCGCACGUCACCCUUGUCCCGCGUAUCCUCGCCCUGUUGCACCAGCACCCGCUCGAGCCCAAGCCUGGAUCGAACACGCCGCUCACGAUGUACGUUUUCCAGCCUCUGUCGCGGGCCCUCCGCCUUUUCCACUCCAUCGUCCAGUGCCAGCAAUGCGUCACUUCGCCUCAGCAGACCCUGCCGCAACUGGCCCUCCUAUCCCGUACAACCACCAUCCUCACAUACCCCGUGCCACCACCCCCUCCCAACGCGGCUGGACAGCCGUCAGCACAGCUCACUGUGCACGGCGCCCGUCUGGCUAUGACAGGCAUCAGCGAGGCGAUCGAACAGCACAUUGUGGGCGUUGUGUGGGACUCGUGGCGCGCAAGUAUCCGCGAGAUCUUCAACGCGUUCGAGCGCAAGGCGCAGGAGGUCAUUCAGCAAAACGCCCAGCUUGCCGCCGAACAGGGCGGUCAUGCUCCCCCCUCGAGCGCUGAGACGCAGCGCGCAGGCCUUAUGUUCCAGGCUAUGUCGCGGCUGGUGUCGGCUAUGAACGAGGUCGAGCGUGACUAAUGCGGCGCACUAGAGUCGGAGCAUCCGAGCUCUGCAUAGCAUCCCAGUAUCUGUAUUAUUAGUAGGAAGCAAACGAUGAACUAGUGGACUUCCA
Messenger RNA from Cutaneotrichosporon oleaginosum, 2058 nucleotides. RefSeq lists its product as uncharacterized. NCBI's taxonomy places the organism in Eukaryota, Fungi, Basidiomycota, Tremellomycetes, Trichosporonales, Trichosporonaceae. The record is from RefSeq and is a predicted model, not a curated record. Gene Ontology annotation, biological process: regulation of DNA-templated transcription. Gene Ontology annotation, molecular function: zinc ion binding; DNA-binding transcription factor activity, RNA polymerase II-specific.